Racocetra persica is the source of this 359-nucleotide messenger RNA. The record is from the annotation of a GenBank genome assembly. Lineage: Eukaryota; Fungi; Glomeromycota; Glomeromycetes; Diversisporales; Gigasporaceae.
GUAUAUAGAUGGCAAAAUAGAUUUGUAGUAAACCGAAAUAGAAUUGAAUAUCAUAAAACUGCAUCAAAUAAUUUAGACAAUCGAAAUAGAGUUGAAUAUCAUAAAACUGCAUCAAAUGAUUUAGACGAUCGUACAAUUAAAAAAAAACCAUAUCAUAUUAAUUUAAGUAAGCCAGAAGCAAGCAAUUAUAUACAUAUAACCUUUGUUUCCCUUAAACAUAAUCAUGAUAUUAAUAUCAACAAUAUGAGAUUUGCUCUAGUAUUUCAAAAAUUUAAUGAAUCUGUAAUGAGUGAAAUUGAACAUACUGUUGUGUAUGGACGUUGCGAUGCAUAUACUAUAAGAAAUUUGCUACAACCUUU